CCUUAUUUGAGCUCCAGGCAAAGACAAACAGAUAGCCUAACCAUGUCGGAUCAUACGUUCUAAUGGAGACGUUAAUACGUCCUGGAGACAUCAAAAAGUCUCUCAUUCUUUGGUCGUGUUCGUAUUUUCUGAGGAUAUCUAACUGCGUUCGGAGGUAUCCCCCGUCGAAAAGGAAUUUGAUAAUUGUGGGUGCAUGUUGUGUGUACUUGUUUUUCGUGGUUUCCCAGGUUGGACAUUCGUUGCUGCACCAGGAUAGACGGUUGGACAGACACCAGUACAAGAAGAGUCGGGGACUAUACACUCUGAGGUUCGAUGAUGAUAGCCCGUCAGAAACAGCCGACUCACCAACCGGUGCCAACGACGACUCUUUAUUAUCCUCGGUGGUUCCAACGCGGUCCAAUGUGGUGUACAUAACACUAAAGUCAAGGCGCAUUAAACCAGCUAUUAUAAGGGGAACAUUUAGACCGAAACUAAGGCGAAAAGCCAGGAGAACCAAACCCAAUGAGGGAUUUACGCAAAAUAAAUUUGGCACAUUGAAGAGGGAGGAAUGGAGACAAAAGCACAUUAACGGAAUCGAUAUAUCUUGGAAACAAAUUAACACCAUAAAUCAUGCAACACGGGGUGUAAGCUCGAAUUUAAAGAUGCAAACAGAACCUCACGUCAGUUCGAUCCGAAUAUACAGUGAGAGGGCACCGCCGUGGUUCAGCAAAGAGGACAUUAGUGCCAUGCGCUUUCUUGCUGAUUGUAAAAUUUCGCGCAUUCAUGAAGUGUCCCAUAAGGAAUCCAUCCCCCUCUUGCUGUUUGAAAGCACAUCACAUUUGUCCUUGAUCCAUUCUGACAAACAUAACGAUGUCAAGGACCAUAAAGUGUGUAUAGGACAAUGUGGAGUUAUCAAAAGUCCCGUAGACACGAGCGAGGUUUUCGCUUUCCAUUUGGAUAGGGUCUUGGGACUGAACCGAAGCGUGCCGGCUGUCAGCAGGAAGUUUCCGUUUGUACAAGGUAGGCCCAUUGUCCACCGACUAGGGUUGAAAAGCUAACGGUAAUUUCCCAAAGUUACCGUCAUCAUCAGUAAUUUUGGUAAUUAACAGAAUCUAUUGCAAUUUUGGUAAUUUAUACUUGAAUAACAACAAAACAAGUAUUCAUGUAUAGUAUUCCUUUAUUAUAUCUGUGUCCUUAUUGGCCAUGGGUUUGUUGUAGAUAGACCAUAUGGUUCAAGAGAAAAUAGCCUAAUUAUUGAAAAAAGCAUCUAAUCAACAAUGGCAUGAUUUUCCAAUUAACUCUGCAACUCUUCCAACUAUUGACUGUGUUCACAGCCGCCACCAGUUUGAAGUCAAAACAUGACAACAAAUAAAUAUUGACAUAGUAAAAUAAGUACAUGUGUGUAAAACAUAUAUAAAGGAUAUUUCAUGCUAAAACCCUCAUAUUUAACACCAAUGGUAUUCACCAACUUGAAGGUUUAUAUUUAGGAUAAUGAUUUACAGCUUUGUCAUUUUUUUUUUUUAAUCAUCUUAUUUAAUUAUUUCAUAUAAUUUACAUCUGAUAAGGCUAGUGAGAGGACCAGAGAUGAUUACAGACACUUGUGAUAAUCUGAAGUACCCAAAAGGGCCACUAGAUGUCUUGUGAUAGAUUGUUUUACCUUCUGUCCCUGCAGCAGUGAAGCGUCACUUACCCCUGUUUAAAGAUUUUGUCAAUGAGCUAAAGGCAACAUGGGAUUCCCCUCAUUCAGCCAGGCUGGUGCUACCAUGAAUGUAGAAGGUAUGGAGGAGGUGGAGCUCGUUUGCACACUGCCGAUGGCUGGAAAGUUAGCGAGUUACUUAUCUCCAGAGGCUAAUAAGAGGGCUAAUCCUAGCCCGGCGCUUCUGAAUAAACAGUGCCUGUUUUUCGGUGGAUCAGCAGUACAAAGUGUACCAGGCUGAGGUUGUGGUGGCCCGGUUGUUGAAUGUGGUCAUAAUGCUGCAGAUGUAUCAUAUUUAUUUGCUGCAGGAGCUGAAUAAUACCGUGGAGCUGGGGAAGCCGGUUUCAGAGGUUCUCGGCGUGGGUGAUGAGGACUGUGACGAGGGGGUAUGGUCUGCAAUUCGCUGUGCGUCCUCCUCCUUUUCGUGGCGUCAUUACGUCAAUGGUCCCGAGGUGCUAGCGUCUGUCUUGAGAGAGGAGAUUUCCUCUCUCCUUCAAAAGCAGGCUAUUCGGGUUGUCCCCGUGUCAGAAGUACAGCCGGUACUUCUUAGUUCCCAAGAGUGAUGGAACGUUGCCUCCCAUCCUGGACUUGCAUGUUUUAAACAAGCACCUCCAGGUUUGCAAGUUCAAAAUGCUCAGACUUUGCCGGCUAUUGCAGUCGGUGCGUCCCAGCGAUUGGUUCACAUCCAUAGAUCUGAAGGAAUGCGUAUUUUGUGGCUAUACAUCCUCCCCACAGAAAGUUUUGGAGGUUUCAUUUAGAGGGUGUGGCCUACGAGUUUCUGGUCCUGCCUUUCGGGCUCUCCCCUUUUCUAUGGUGGUGGAGGCGGCUUUGGAACCUGUGUGGUGCAGGGGAUCAGAGUAUUGGCCUAUCUGGACAAUUGGCUAGUCAUAGCGGAGUCGAGGGAACAGGUGGAGCUACACACUGCCACGCUGGUUUCGCAUAUUCAGUCUCUGUAGUUCAUAGUGAAACACAAGAAAAUUUAUUUUUGGCUCCAGCUCAGCGCAUUCAGUUUCUGGGUCUCGUUCUGGACUCGGUUCUGAAUCAUGUGCUUUUUUCCCAACAGAGGAGGGUCGCAUUCAGAGUCUGUCUGGCAUGGUUUCAGCUGGAGCACUCUGUGCCUUUUUGCUUGUGCCUGCAGUUAUUGGGUCUAAUGGCCUCUAUAGCUACUCCGAAAGAGGGAUUUGGUCAACAGCGCAAAGGGCGAUGCAUGUCAAUUACCUAGAGCAACUGACUGUUGCUUGCACUGAGGUGUUUCCUUCCGAUGUUGGAGGGCCAGCAUGUGUUGGUAAGGUCCGAAAAUAGGACAGCGGUAGCGUACAUCAACAGGCAGGGGGGGACGUGGUCUCGCUCUUUCCUAAACCUGGCCCGUUAUCUGCUCGUAUGGAGCAGUGCGCAUUUCCUGUCACUCAGGGUGACGUACUGUAUCUUCCCAGAUCUCUCAAUGUGGGUGCGGAUCUACUUUCCGGGGGGGGUCCUAUCUCUACGGAGAAAACGUGCAUUGUCGUCUGUUCUUCUUAAUGAGGGAUCUGUGCACUCCGUUGGGAACGAAAGCUUUGGUGUAUCAGUGGCCUCAGAGCCUGCUCUAUGAGUUUCCUCCGAUGGACCUGAUUCAGGCCACCGUGGAGAGGGUCCGUCAGGAGGGUCUGUUGUUGAUUUUGGUGGCUCAACGUUGGCCCAGACAACUCUGGUUUCUGGACAUCAUCCACCUGUUGGGCGGGAACUCGUUGGGAUCUAUUGUCCCAGGUGCACGGGAGAGUUUGGCACCCAUGACUGCAGAUAUGGGAUCUGUGGGUUUGGCCCCUGAACGGUUGAAUUUGGUCAUUAAACUGAUUUACACAUCAAUGUUAAGGUGACAUUUUAAUAGCAUGUAGGCUACGUCACAUCUAUCUUUUCCCAAAUCAGCAUUCCAGGAAUGUUGUAGCCAAUGUAAUAUUAUACGACCAAGCAUAUUUGUGAGCAGAAGUAUCAGCCCUGGUGCUAUGAAGCCUGCGAGGGCUAGCUCCUUUAGCCAGUAGCGCAUGCAGCUGUCCUCAUAAGUCUGUGGGAGAGAUUGAGUACACAGAAACAGAGGUGCAAAUGCAUAACACCAUGAUAUCAAUCCUCAAAGAGUAGGAUCUUUAAUCAUAGCCUUGCACUGGCUAUGUUUGGGCAUCAGCUGACGUUCUUUGUACAGCCGCCCUUGACCUGAAUUAUAUCUGUAGCCCUCAUACGUUUUUGUGGUGUCUGUAACCUCCUCAACAGGAAUACACUCAUGAGCCUUCGUCUUCCUCCUCCUCAGUGUUGUACGCUAAUGCUAGUGUAGCAGUGGUGAAUCAGUGAACUACGCAUGUGAGAUGACUAACCUUGUCUGAGAUGUGAAGAUUCUCUUUUGCUAGAGUCUAGAGUUAGCUUAAAGAGCCAACACUGACUUGGGUUGCACAUACGACUCGGGUUCGAAGCCUGGUCGGUCACACUAACAUUACCUCUGGAUCCCCCUCAUCUCACAGAUGGCCAGCCCUGCCCCGUGGUGCUGUGGGAUGGUUCCCUCUCUCCAGGGGACAAUGCAGAGGGCCAGUCCACUGUGAGGAUGACAUGGGGGGAGUACCAGAGCUCCCUCAAACGGAGGUGUUGGCACAGGAACGUCACGCCCAAGCCUAACUCGGGCUGCUCCAGCAUUCACCAUUAUGAGUGGAGCAAACUAGCCCUGUUUGAUUUCCUGUUGCAGGUACUGUACGAUCACACGUGUCUGGUCUUUCAAAUUAACUACUGUGUUAGAUUUCUUGAGAAGGAAGCUUGUCAAACUAGGAGAUACUUGGCAAUAGCAUAGGACAUCACUCCUUUGAGAUAAUAGCUUAAGUGAAUCCUGUUUGUCUACCUCCUCUUCAGAUAUACAGCCGACUAGACCGGAACUGCUGUGGGUUCAGGCCUCGUCAGGAGGACGACUGUGUGGAGCAGGGCCACCACCUGGAAUGUGGGGAUAUGGACAGUGUGGCACUGGCCAACAUCUUCCACAGGAGUCACGACCCCAGGCACUUGGUCUUCGCUGACAACAAGGGCUUUUUCGACCGCGACGAGGACAACUUGGACUACAGACUACUGGAGGGAAUCAAGGAGUGGGUAAACGCCGAAAUAUGUAGACAGCAUAGUGAAUUGAUCAUUAGUCGGAUAAUACAGUGAUUCUUCUGAAUAAUACUAUGGUCUUUGCAAUAUGACUGUAUUAUCUUACAGAAAUAUUACUGUACAGUGUGCAGCAUUUUUUAUUCUCACCUUUCAAUCAGCAACUAUCUACAAUGUACCCCCUGCAUACAAUUUGUAGUUGAUUCAGCUCUUAGUCUAGAGAUUCCUCUCUGUUGACUUCACACUGUGGGAAAAUACUGCAUUCUAACACGUAAUCGCAGAGUGCAUGCAUGUGUUAUGAAGUAUAUUAUACCCACCUAUAGGCAUGGUGACACACCCAGGGACACUCCCUGUGUUUCAUCUUCAUCUUGUGAUGAAUAAAUCAGUGGAACAAACCACUGGGAGGACCUAGCGGGGGGACUUUGUUAUGGCACUGACAGUUGUCAUCUCUCCUCUUACAUGACUUGUAGUGAUCUUCUUCAAAGUAGAGGCCUUUCAACUGGAUUUCACAGUAGUUAAAGAUUAGAAAGCCUGGCCUGGAUAAUGUACUCUAGGCAUGUGCAGAAUUAUAUUAUAUUACCUUGAAUUACAUUAUGCUAUUGUAGAAUUAAUGUAUUUUGUGAGUACAUCUUUUUUAAGGAAUACAUUAUUUCUUUGCAUUUGCAUUUAAAUGUACAGUAUAUGCAUAUGGAUCAAACAGUUGUGGUCAUAGAUUGUUAAACAGUUACUGACUAUCCAAAUAAAGUGCUACCAACUAGCCAAAUAAAGUGUUGCCAACUUUCCACCUAAAUUGUUACCAACUAUCCAAGUAAAUUAAGUGUUACCAACUUCUUCUCCACCUAGGCUCCCAGAACAGGCGGUGACCGUGUUGAUGAGCCAGAGGCUGAGGGAGAGGCUCCUCCAGUCACUGUUCCUGGAUCAGCUGUACUGGGAGAGCCAGGGAGGGCGGCAUGGGAUCGAGAAGCUCAUCGACGUCAUCGAGAGACGGGCCCAGGUUCUCCUCACAUACAUCAAUGCCCACGGCAUCAAAGUGGUGACCAUGAACGUAUGACAUCACAGGGUUUGGAAAAGGAGAGAAAAUUGAGAAAUUCAAUCAAACCAGCACUGUGGAAACCACGUAGCUCCUGUUUAAUUUGAAGGGAUGAGUUUUGUUUCACCCAGUUAACUGAUUGUAUUAUUUAACAUGUAGUAUAAUGUGGUCUAGAUAGAUCACUAUGUUGUUUGAAACCCACAAUUUGAAUUCCAGCCUAGAGAAGAGAUUUUCUCUUGAAGUCUGACACACAGUUGAGGUGCUCCGUUUGUGUCUCCUUAUCUUGUACUAAGAUAAGGACGUAGUACUGUAGAUAUGGACAUGGAAUUUGAUAUUCCGCAAAGACCAAGGCAGUUUUAUUUUUUAAAGUUCACUUUCCAAAAGCCAAAGAAACAACUUCCAUUCCUCAAAUCAAAAUAUUUGCCAGUGGAAGAACUACCAGGGUCUCGAGGGUUUUCACUCCAACAGGACAUACUGUAUUGGGCUGAUUUGGUAUCAAGCCAGAAUCUCACAGUAUCCCUUUAAGUAACAAGCUCUGAAUUCUCAAGCUUCAAGCUGAAACAUUACUCUUAGCAUUCAUUAUACAAAGUGGCUACAGUUCUGUAUUCAAUAACAGUCUUACUGUAGUCUUUCGGUUGUAUUGUUACUUUGUUAUUUUAAUAUCUAACGUUACUCAUCUACAGUAUAACUCUAAUACAGUAAACAAUCAUCUUUAGCAUUUCUUUGGGCCUUAUUCAUGUACCAUUGUAUGUAGUGCUCCUCUGACUUCACUUUACAGUAGCCUACUACUAUUUGAUGGUUUAACAUCUGUCUAACCUGCCAUAAGAAAAGGACGUUAGUUAGAAAUUAUUUUGAUAUUAUACAAAGUGUUUCAUUUGUACCGCUUAGGAUGUUAGUC
Coregonus sp. 'balchen' is the source of this 6699-nucleotide messenger RNA. The record is from the annotation of a GenBank genome assembly. Lineage: Eukaryota; Metazoa; Chordata; Actinopteri; Salmoniformes; Salmonidae.